Messenger RNA from Saprolegnia parasitica CBS 223.65, 864 nucleotides. RefSeq lists its product as hypothetical. The transcript has 3 exons. Bases 1 to 864 code for a protein of 287 amino acids. The record is from RefSeq and is a predicted model, not a curated record. Lineage: Eukaryota; Oomycota; Saprolegniomycetes; Saprolegniales; Saprolegniaceae.
AUGUCGCACGUUGCCCAGAAGAAGCUCACGCAGCUCUACGGUGAGUAUAACCACGUGCAGUUCCCAUUGACGAAAGAUGAGCCUUACCGCGCAACGCUGAAGACUAACGCGGCUCAAACCUGCGCCACAAUUUGGCUCGAGUCGAAGAAGACCAAGCUCCAAUGGGAGUGUGUGAUUCAAGACUUGAGCAAGCUCAUGACGACCGAGCUUGCACUGCCAAAUGCUGUAGUCUUGCGCGCCAUCAAGGCCUCGGCCAAGCUCUCUUCCGCAAGCAAGGUCGACCUGACGAUGGAGAAGGACAUGCUGGCGCUCGAUCUUGCGAUUCACCUCUCGCCCGUAUGGACGGCGACGUACCGCUUCGAGAUGACACCCAUCGAAGUCAAGCUCGUCGACAUCUUGGAGGCUCGCAUCCGCGACCUCGAGGAAGCCAACGCUCGACCGCGCGUUGCGUUCUGCACCUUGACGACGAUUGCACAAACCGACGCGAACAACAUCGACUCGUGUGUGUGCGAGUGGACAGUUUCGUCAUCGCACGAGGCGGCAGCACUCGUUCGCAUCGAUGAGAACGACAAGAGCAGCAUCGUUGUGCUGCAGCCUGGCUUGUACCACAUCCACUGCACCUUGACAACUUUGACAGCUGUGACGGGCGAAAUCACACUGUACGUUGACGAGGCUGACGUCGGGACGGCACCCUAUACGUGCUACAAGCCGAACGAAGACGAAGCGAGUUGGUACUUUCAAGUCGACGUGUCGCACAUUGCGCAGCUAGCCGCUGGUGCACACAUUGGCCUUGACGGGGACUCGAACGAUAUUGCAAUUCCUGGGUCUAUGACGAUUCGAAAGCUCCAACAAGGCGCCUUUUAG